AUGGCGGUCAGUGUCGUGAGAUACAUACUCUUCGUCCUCCUGGCUCUACUUUUGAAACACGGUGCAAGUGCGGAGACCAAAACGUUUAGGGAUCUCUUCAACAGUACGUCCUGCGCAAAGCCGCCGUUCGAGUGUCCACACCCACAAAUUGAAUUUUAUUUAUACACAAGAGACACACAAAAGAAACCUUUUCGCUUAGACGUUCGAAGAUUCGAAUCCCUUCAUUAUUCCAGAUUUAACAGAUCGCAUCCCACGAAAAUUAUUAUUCAUGGUUUCGGCGGAGGGAGGAACUUAAUACCUAGUCCAGAUCUUCGGAAAGCGUAUUUCACGCGAGGCUAUUACAAUAUUAUAAUCGUCGAUUAUGGUACCUUGGUACGUGAGCCGUGUCUAUCGCAGAUACAGUGGGGUCCGGAUUUCUGUGCUCGAUGUGUUGCUCAAUUGGUAAGGUACUUGAGGGAUCAUCCUCGCGGUACGAGGGUGGAGAAUAUACACGUGCUUGGAUACAGCGUCGGUGCGCAUAUAGGUGGCCUCAUCGCGAAUUAUUUGCCCGAUGACAAACUUGGAAGAAUUACAGGGCUCGAUCCGACUAUAUUUUUUUACAUGAACGGAAAUCGGUCGAUGGAUUUGGACGAAACGGAUGCGCAUUUCGUCGACGUGAUUCACACAGGUGCCGGUAUUUUGGGUCAAUGGGGGCCGACUGGACACGCGGAUUUCUACGUGAACGGUGGUUCCAGUCAGCCCGGUUGCGCAACUACUUCUUUGCUCCAGACGUUGUCGUGCGAUCACACAAAGGUUACGCCGUAUUACAUAGAAUCGAUUACGACAAAAGUAGGAUUCUGGGCGGCUCCAUGCGGAAACCUUUUUUCCUACCUGAUCGGAUGGUGCAAACCCCAACUGGAGGAAUAUAUUCUGAUGGGAGAAGACGCGCCUCAUACAGCUCGAGGCAUUUAUUAUCUGUCAACAAACGCACACAAACCAUACGCCCUCGGUCUUCCCGGAAAAAGCCAACGUCCGACAAAUCGGAAGCGAUCGUCCUACCGCCAGUAUUGAGCUUACUGAAGCAAGUAAUCA
Molecule: messenger RNA, 1071 nt
Organism: Nomia melanderi (Alkali bee)
Lineage: Eukaryota; Metazoa; Arthropoda; Insecta; Hymenoptera; Halictidae
Product: phospholipase A1 member A
Biological process (GO): lipid catabolic process
Molecular function (GO): lipase activity; serine hydrolase activity
Source: RefSeq, a predicted model, not a curated record